Molecule: messenger RNA, 2631 nt
Organism: Cladophialophora psammophila CBS 110553
Lineage: Eukaryota; Fungi; Ascomycota; Eurotiomycetes; Chaetothyriales; Herpotrichiellaceae
Exons: 3
Coding region: 1-2631 (876 amino acids)
Biological process (GO): ribosomal small subunit assembly; maturation of SSU-rRNA from tricistronic rRNA transcript (SSU-rRNA, 5.8S rRNA, LSU-rRNA)
Cellular component (GO): small-subunit processome; Pwp2p-containing subcomplex of 90S preribosome
Molecular function (GO): protein binding
Source: RefSeq, a predicted model, not a curated record
AUGAAGACGGAAUUCAAGUUUUCCAACCUCUUGGGUACUGUUUAUCGUCAAGGCAAUCUUGUCUUUACUCCAGAUGGCAACUCUCUGCUCUCGCCAGUUGGCAACCGCGUGACUGUCUUUAAUCUAACAAAAAACACCAGUUAUACUUUCCCUUUCGCCCACCGGAAGAACAUCACCCACCUUGACCUUUCCCCGGAUGGGAACCUUCUCCUCACAAUCGACGAGGAUGGCCGGGCAAUACUGUCUAUUUUCUCUAGAAGAGUUGCAAUCUAUCAUUUCUCCUUUAAAUCGUCGGUAACAUCUCUGGCAUUCUCUCCAGACGGUCGUCAUUUCGUCGUGGGACUGGGAAGAAAGAUUCAAGCGUGGUGGACACCUUCCACGCCCGGCCGCAAUGCAGAUGGGGACCUCGAAUUCGCCCCGUUCAUUCUGCAUCGGGAGUACGGUGGUCAUUUUGACGAAGUCAGACAUCUAAGCUGGUCGGGUGAUUCGCGCUUCUUCCUCAGUGCAUCUAAGGACCUUACCGCACGAAUAUGGAGUCUCGACCCAGAAGAGGGUUUCGAACCGACCGUGCUCUCUGGCCAUAGACAGCAGGUCAAGGGCGUCUGGUUCUCCGCCGACCAAGAGUCUAUUUUCACAGUGAGCGAAGAUGGAGCUCUCUUCCGCUGGGAGUAUGUGUCCAGUCAACAAGCCGAAAACGACGAGUCGACAGAGGCGGCUGAUGAGAGGUGGCGCAUUGUAAAAAGGGACUAUUUCAUGCAAAACGCAAAGCUAAAGUGUGCUUCCUACCAUCCCUCGACGAAUUUACUCACUGCCUGCUUCGGCAAUGGCCUGUUUACGUUGUAUGAGACGCCGUCCUUUUCAAACAUCCAUAGCCUGUCAAUGGCAUCCUCCCCCAUCUCGGCAGUAGCCACCAACAGCACGGGAGAAUGGCUGGCCUUCGGCUCGUCCAAGACCGGUCAAUUACUUGUCUGGGAGUAUGCUUCCGAGUCAAACAUUCUCAAACAGUCUUCACAUCUUGACGCGAUGACAACUUUGACUUAUUCUCCAGACUCCAGCCGCAUCAUUACCGGGGCCGAUGAUGGACUGAUCAAGGUUUGGGACGUUUCGUCUGGCUUCCACAUAGCAACUUUCUCGGAACACAACUCUGCUGUCACGGCCUCUGCGUACUCUAAAAGAGGCAACAUCCUCUUUACUUCAUCCCUGGAUGGAUCAGUCCGUGCCUGGGAUAUGUUGAGGUAUCGAAAUUUUAGAACUUUCACCGCGCCUCAAAGGCUCUCCUUCUCUUGCUUAGCGAUUGACCCUUUUGCGGAAGUCGUCUGCGCCGCAUCACACGACUCUUUCGACAUUUAUCUAUGGUCCGUCCAAACAGGAGCUCUUCUGGACCGCCUGGCAGGCCACGAGGGACCAAUCUCUACUCUUGCAUUUACUCCUGACGGGCGAUAUCUCGUCUCGGGAUCUUGGGACCACACCAUACGAGUAUGGUCUGUGUUUGAUCGCUCACAGACGUCAGAAGCGUUGCAGCUCAUGUCGGACUUGCUUUGUAUUGCAGUUCGGCCUGAUUCUGCGCAAAUUGCAGCCUCGACACUUGAUGGACAACUCACCUUUUGGAAUGUGAACACUUCGGUGCAAGAGUCUGGUUUCGAUGGUCGUCGAGACGUCAGUGGAGGUCGAACGUUGACCUCUCGACGUACAGCAGCUUCAACGCCAGGAACUAAAUCAUUCAACUCGAUUGAGUAUUCCGCGGACGGCAGUUGCCUUCUUGCAGGAGGCAACAGCAAAUACAUCUGCUUGUACUCGGUCAGCACACUGACGCUGAUCAAGAAAUUUACAAUUUCUAUCAACCUGAGUUUAGAUGGGACACAGGAGUUCUUGAACUCUGCCGCAAUUAUGUCCAAUGGUCUUCCCAGAGACAUGCUUGAUACAGAAGGUGAAGCAAGCGAUCUUGAAGACCGGAUCGACCGUAGCCUUCCGGGCGUCAAGCGCGGCAGAGAUGCUACAGCAAGGACUAUUCGUCCAGAAGUCAGGGUCACUGAUGUUGAGUUUGCGCCAAUGGGGAGAAGCUUCUGUGCAGCCAGUACCGAAGGCCUCUUGAUUUACAGCCUUGACAAUGUGGGAAUGGAGGACUUUGACCCAUUCGAUCUCGACAUCGAUGUUACUCCGCAAAAUGUUCGAGCUAUCCUUGCACAAGACGAACCCGAGUAUCUCAAGGCUCUUAUCAUGGCAUUCAGACUGAACGACAAAUCUUUGCUCCGACAAGCUUAUGAGUCGGUACCGUAUGGAUCCGUUUCGCUACUUGUGCGUGAACUACCUAGGGUGUAUCUUGGAAAACUGUUGAUACUGGUCGCCCAGCAAAUGGAAAGUAAUCCUCACUUGGAAUUUGCACUUCGUUGGUUAGGUGAGAUACUAAGUGUUCAUGGCCGAUACAUCAAGGAAAGACAUGGCGAAUUCGCGGCUGAACUUCGCUCAAUCCUUCGCGGAGUCGACGGUGUAGGGAGAACAGUGCGCAGUCUCAGCGAGCGAAAUGUGUUUGAGAUUGAUUUCCUGUGCCAACAACCUAAAGGCAACCAGAAGUUGCCGCCGGAACUGUUGGAACAAGAUGCCCACCCCAAAUGCAGAGAUGAUCAACGCUGA